Messenger RNA from Microthlaspi erraticum, 807 nucleotides. The record is from the annotation of a GenBank genome assembly. Lineage: Eukaryota; Viridiplantae; Streptophyta; Magnoliopsida; Brassicales; Brassicaceae.
AUGUUCCAUGGAUUGCCAAGUGAAGACCCCAUUGACCACCUUGAUGAGUUUGAUAGGCUUUGUGAUUUGACAAAGAUCAAUGGUGUCUCUGAAGAUGCCAUCAAGCUGAGACUCUUUCCUAUGUCUCUAGCUGACAAAGCUCACCAAUGGGAGAAGAGCUUGCCCCAUGGCACAAUCACCACUUGGGAUGAAUGCAAGAAGGCCUUUCUUGCUAAGUUUUUCUCCACCGGUCGCACAGCCAAGCUUAGAGGAGAGAUAUCCAGCUUCAUCCAGCGAAACAAUGAGACAUUCGCAGAGGCUUGGGAGAGGUAUAGGGAGAUGCUAGACACAGCUAGCAAUGGGAACUUCCUCAACCAGGAUGUAGAUGAUGGCUGGCAACUUGUGGAGAACAUAGCUAACUCAAAUGGAAGCUAUGGAGAAGAGUAUGAUCGCACCAAUGGAGCUCGACCCACCACUCGAUCGAGCUGGAGCUCAGAUGAGAAAAGACAUGCUUGCACUCAACUUCGAAGAAAUGCUCCAACAACUUUUACAAGGGCAAGCCAAAGGUUCACUGGAAAUGAACAACAAGUUGAGAUACACUCUAAACUAGAGUCAUUGACUUCAAGAGUCCAAAUCAUUGAGUCUUCAAGUGCAUCAUCCUCUUCACCACAAGAGUAUGCCCAAGCAGUUACACUAAGAAGUGGGCAAUUCCCAAGUAGAGGUAGCCCACCCCAAAUCGCUGUGGACAUCGAUGACGAGGAAGGGGAGGAUUUAGUCGAGUAUGCUGAUAACUCGACCGAACUCGAUCGAGCUGGAACAAAACCCUGA